Anisakis simplex (herring worm) is the source of this 240-nucleotide messenger RNA. NCBI's taxonomy places the organism in Eukaryota, Metazoa, Nematoda, Chromadorea, Rhabditida, Anisakidae. The record is from the annotation of a GenBank genome assembly.
AUGAAUUCAGGUCGCGUUUUCUCGAAACGUGAGUCGGGUGGUAAAUUGAUAUUCUACGAUUUGCAUGGCGAAGGAAGCCAAGUUCAGAUAUUAGCGAAUGCGAGAUAUCACAAAGGAGAUUUGUCAUUCAGUGAUCUUCAUGAACGUAUUAAACGUGGUGAUAUUAUUGGAGUUAGAGGAUAUCCGUCCAGAUCGAAGAGUGGAGAAUUGAGCAUUGUACCAGUUGAGGUGGGCUAUUAA